Messenger RNA from Ceratitis capitata (Mediterranean fruit fly), 3071 nucleotides. RefSeq names its product arrestin domain-containing protein 3 (gene Leash). Gene Ontology annotation, cellular component: cytoplasm. The coding region runs from base 826 to 2439 and encodes 537 amino acids. Lineage: Eukaryota; Metazoa; Arthropoda; Insecta; Diptera; Tephritidae. The record is from RefSeq and is a predicted model, not a curated record. The transcript has 4 exons. Gene Ontology annotation, biological process: protein transport.
AUAAGUUUGCAAUUCUUUUCCUUAGAAUUAAAAAGCUUUUUGUUUUUCCUUUUUUUUCAAUAAAUUGGGUCUGAUUUAAUGCAAGCUCAUCAUACGAAACGUCAACAUUUUACCACAGCUGUUCUACUCGUAUUAGCGACCUAAUAUUCAUCUCUUUCGCACAUAUAAUGAAGAAAGGUGUUGUUUUAUAUUUGCAGAAAAUAUUGUGAAUGUUGGAGAUUUUACAAAUAUAUUCAAUGAAUUUCUUCAGCGGGCGUCCCCAGUUUUUAAUUGUCAAAUUGCAUAUAAUAAAAUAGUCGCAGAAAAAACCAUAAUUCAGUUCGGGAACGUAGUGUGUAACUAAAAAGUAGGAACAAAUAUUUCCGCAUUGGAAACGUCUUUUCUGCCUGACUUAUUGUUUGUGGGCUGGAGCAAUAGAAAUUGCAAUGUAUUUUAGAAUUAUUUUGAACACCAUAGUUGAAGUUGGUGUUUCAAAUUAGUCGGAAACAAAAUCAUAAUUGUUGAAACUAGUUCAUGAGACGGUCGAGAAAAUGAAUAUCAGCAGCUACAGAUUCUAAAUAUCUCAAGGUGUGUGCGUGUGCUUGCACAAGAAGAAAGUGGAGGUGGAGCGGCUUCGCAUGCUUUUGUUUUUUUCUUCUUGCUCUUGUGUCAAAGUGUUUUAUUUUUGGAUAAAAUAAAAAUAUAAAACAUUCGAAAUAACAAAUACCACAAGAAUUUCCUUGGCCUUCUUUAAGGCUUAGAUAGAGGGCGGAGAGAAAGGCAACGGACUUGUGAUUUCAUGAAAGAAAAAAUAAUUGCCAGAGCUUAAGAAAUAAUUUAAGUAUAAUGGAGACGGAGAAGUUACGCAUCACGCUGAGUAAUCCGGAAAAAGUGUAUUCUGCGGGAGAAACUAUAAAGGGUGAAAUUUGUAUAAAUAUAACAAAGCGAACCAAGAUACGUGCUAUUAAGGUACAAAUCACCGGCAAGGGAAAAUGCAAAUGGAUAGAAAUAUUACGUAAAAACUCGAAUAAUGAAUCUGCGCGUAGCCUAUUCUACUCCAGCAAAGAAAUAUAUGCGCACAAUGAGCACACACUGCCAGUCUUCGAGCCCCGCGCCAUUGAAUUGAACCCUGGCGAACAUACUUUUGACUUUUCCGUGCCACUCGAGUGGAAUUUACCAUCUAGUUUUAAAGGUAUCUACGGCUCAAUCAAGUAUAAAUUACGUAUACUCAUACAGAAACCAUGGACUUUUGGCGAGCGUCAUAUAAUACCACUAACGGUGCUGAAACAUAUGCCGCUCUCUCCAUGCUACCGAUUGAAUCCAACCCCACUGGAAAAGCAAGUUACUAAAGCAAUAAGCCUGUUCGGCACACGACCUAUUACAAUGCUGGCACUACUGCCCGAAGAUUCAGCGGUGCAUGGUGAACCAUUACGCAUAUGUGUUACCGUCACAAACAAUAGUACGACUAACGUGGAAAAGUUACGCUUUAGCAUACUACAGCAUAUCUGGUAUUAUAGUCAUGUGCCGUUGCGGGUGCAGAAAAUGGAAUGUAUUACUAUAGCGAAUAAAGAGACUGGUGCAGUGCACAAGAAGAGCGAACGUUCUUUCGCUCAUGAACUGAUGAUACCGCCCACAGCGCAGCCCACAGACGAUGAGUUCAGCGGUGUAAUACACAUAUCGUAUCAGUUGCGCGUGGAAGCGGUAUUGCGUGGGUUUUUUAAGAAUAUCGUACUUAAUUUACCAUUUAAGGUGUAUUCGCAUGGUGCGAGUGAGACGCUAAAUAAUCUAUCAGGCGGUCCACCUCGACCACCGCCACGGUAUGGUAAUCGUAGUAGUGUUAGUAUUGGUAUGGUAGCAAAUGUAACCGCUGGCGGUGUGGGUAAUCCCUUUGAGAAUAACACUACCCCAUUAUGUAUUGCAACCUAUCCAUCACUUGACUCAUCUAUCGGUUCACCAUCGCACUCAUCACAAUAUAGCGAGUCCAGUUCGAUACAUUCAAUAACCUCGGAUUCCUCUGCAGCGACGCUAAGUCCCGCAGUAUGUGGUGCCGAAUUGUCAUAUGCUUCUGGUACAUCAUCACAAUUCAAUAGUCCCUCAGCGCGUGCCAGCUUACGCAGUAUAACGGUGCCGUAUGUCAGGUAUCCGCCGAGUAGCAGUCCGCUCAUGAUCAAUUCCUAUCCACCAGCACAAGUGCCAACUUAUCCGCUGUCGGAAUCACCGGGCUAUUCGCUAAUGCAGUUGCCAGCAGGCGUGUCACCACCACCACCUCCAGCCACGCCACCCGUUGGGGCAUCAUCUAGCACGCUGGCUCGCCAGGAAUCUUCCACUUCAGCGACGCCAUCCACAUCGGCGGCUGUGAGAACAUCAUUUUUGCAUGGACUACAACCGCCAGGAGCUCAUGAACUGCCACCUUCCUAUGAAGAACUCUUUGGAGCUGCACCCACAGAAACGCCGAAAUGAUACAGUGACUUCUACUAGGAAUCUGUAUAAAAUAUUUCAAUAAAACUCGUUAUAAGGCGUCAAAAGUUACUACACCCACCAGGAAUGCAAAUACAUGAUAGACUUGCUGGGCACACAACACGUGUGCUGAAUAAAAACAAAAAGAAAUAAGCACUGAACAAAUUAGUUUAUAAAGCAGAAAGGAUUUUUCGUUUUUGGCAGCUAAGAACGAGAAUUUAAAUUUCCAAUAAUGUAUAAAUGAUCUGAUACGAAUGUAUGGCAAAAUAAAUUUAAAUUUAUUUUAUGUAAUCACGGCUAAGCCGAUAUACAUAUACAUGUAGUUGUAACAGCUAAAUUAACCACUGACUAUGCAAUGUUUUUGCACAAUAUUUAUGCACAAAAUAUCUUAUUUUUAUGGCUUGAAGCUUAAUACGAUAAAAUCAAGUUAAUAGUAAGUGAACUAUCAAAUAGAAGAAAAUAUAAUUAAAUAUAAUACAUAUAUAUACCUACCUACAUAUAUAUUUAUAUAUAUAAAUAUAUAUUAAAUAUACAUUCUCCAUCUCAAAUAUAAUUAUUCUAGAAAUUAUCAAAGAAACUCUUCAUAGUAUAUGAACGAAUUGCAAUUAAAUGAAACUUACAGUAAAGUAGCAUUA